This is a messenger RNA of Pipistrellus nathusii (Nathusius's pipistrelle), 1641 nucleotides long. The record is from the annotation of a GenBank genome assembly. Lineage: Eukaryota; Metazoa; Chordata; Mammalia; Chiroptera; Vespertilionidae.
AUGGGAUCACGGAACAGCAGCAGCGCAGGAUCUGGGUCUGGAGACUCCUCCGAGGGCUUGCCCCGAAGAGGGGCUGGUCUGCGUCGGAGUGAGGAAGAGGAAGAGGAGGAUGAAGAUGUGGAUCUGGCCCAGGUACUGGCCUAUCUCCUUCGCAGGGGCCAAGUGAGGUUGGUGCAGGGAGGAGGUGCAGCAAAUUUACAACUCAUCCAGGCCCUCUCGGACUCCGAGGAAGAGCAUGACAGCGCCUGGGAUGGGCGUCUUGGAGACAGAUACAACCCACCUGUGGAUGCAACCCCUGACACCCGGGAGCUGGAAUGCAAUGAGAUCAAGACGCAAGUGGAAUUGGCCACAGGGCGGCUGGGGCUUAGGCGGGCAGCCCGGGAGCACAGUUUCCCUCAAAUGCUGUAUAAGAGAGAACGGGGCCUCUGCCACCGGGGAAGCUUCUCCCUUGGAGAACAGUCUCGAGUGAUGUCUCACUUCUUGCCCAAUGAUCUGGGCUUCACUGAUACCUACUCUCAGAAGGCUUUCUGUGGCAUCUACAGCAAAGAUGGUCAAAUCUUCAUGUCCGCUUGCCAAGACCAGACAAUCAGACUGUAUGACUGCCGGUAUGGCCGCUUUCAUAAAUUCAAGAGCAUCAAGGCCCGGGAUGUAGGCUGGAGUGUCUUGGAUGUGGCCUUCACCCCUGAUGGGAACCAUUUCCUGUACUCCAGCUGGUCUGAUUACAUUCAUAUCUGCAACAUCUACGGGGAGGGAGACACACACACUGCCCUGGACCUAAGGCCCGACGAACGUCGCUUUGCUGUCUUCUCCAUUGCUGUCUCCUCAGAUGGACGAGAAGUGCUAGGAGGGGCCAAUGAUGGCUGCCUGUAUGUCUUUGAUCGAGAACAGAACCGGCGCACCCUUCAGAUUGAGUCUCAUGAGGAUGAUGUGAAUGCAGUGGCCUUUGCUGACAUAAGCUCCCAAAUCCUGUUCUCCGGGGGUGACGAUGCUAUCUGCAAAGUGUGGGAUCGACGCACCAUGCGGGAGGAUGACCCCAAGCCCGUGGGUGCACUGGCCGGACAUCAAGAUGGCAUCACUUUCAUUGACAGCAAGGGUGAUGCCCGGUAUCUCAUCUCCAACUCCAAAGACCAGACCAUCAAGCUCUGGGACAUCCGGCGCUUUUCCAGCCGGGAAGGCAUGGAAGCCUCACGCCAGGCUGCCACACAGCAAAACUGGGACUACCGCUGGCAGCAGGUGCCCAAAAAAGCCUGGCGAAAGCUGAAGCUCCCGGGGGACAGCUCCUUGAUGACCUACCGGGGCCACGGGGUGCUGCACACCCUCAUCCGAUGCCGCUUCUCCCCCGCACACAGCACCGGCCAGCAGUUCAUCUACAGCGGCUGCUCCACUGGCAAAGUGGUUGUGUAUGACCUCCUCACUGGGCACAUCGUGAAGAAGCUGACCAACCACAAGGCCUGUGUGCGUGACGUCAGUUGGCACCCCUUUGAGGAGAAGAUCGUCAGCAGUUCGUGGGACGGGAACCUGCGUUUGUGGCAGUACCGCCAGGCAGAGUACUUCCAGGAUGACAUGCCAGAGUCUGAAGGAGACCCCAGUGCUCCUGCCUCAGCGCCCCACCCCUCUUCGGCCUUUUCCUCGCCCCAGUAG